Molecule: messenger RNA, 1619 nt
Organism: Manduca sexta (tobacco hornworm)
Lineage: Eukaryota; Metazoa; Arthropoda; Insecta; Lepidoptera; Sphingidae
Product: UDP-glucosyltransferase 2
Exons: 4
Coding region: 59-1618 (519 amino acids)
Molecular function (GO): UDP-glycosyltransferase activity
Source: RefSeq, a predicted model, not a curated record
AAUUUAAAUAGUAGAAAAUUAGAUAUCACUUUGAGUGUCAUUCAGAUUUACAAGCAGAAUGUUUAUGCUAAUUCCGUUAAUAUUGUGUUCCGCGGUGGACUCGGCGAGGAUAUUGGGAGUAUUUCCAAUGCCUUCGAUAAGUCACCAAGUAGUGUUCCGAGCGCUGACCCUGGAACUGGCAAAGCGAGGACACGAACUGGUGGUUAUAACACCAAACGCAGCCUUACCGAAAGACAGACCAAAAGAUAACAUAACAGAAAUAGACACCAGCAAAGCUUAUAUACAGGUUAAACAAUUUUUUAACGACAGUGCCAAGACUAUCCUGAAAAGAGGAGUGAUUGCAGAUGUAGAUGCGAUGACAUCAGAUGAAAUGACACGAACUAUAAUGAUAAUAGUGGAAGAGUUGUUAGAGAAUAAAGAAGUAGAUGAACUAUUAAAGGAUAAAACACAAAAGUUUGAUCUAGUCAUAGCCGAGGGAUUUAUGAAUUAUCAUUUCAUAUUCGCAAAGAUAUAUGAAGCUCCAUUAAUAGUGUUUUCAUCUUUUUACGGAUAUCCAGAGAUUUAUGAAAUGAUAGGUGCAGUGGCAAGACAUCCUAUAUUAUAUCCUCAUACGAUGAGGGGAAAAUUACAGACUGUUUCAUUUUUUGACAAAAUUAAAGCUAUCCACAAUGAGUAUCGCCUUAGGAAAAUGUUUGAAAAUUUAGAAAGACUCGAAUCAGAACUGGUGAAUACUAAAUUUGGACAAGACGCACUAACAAUUGAUGAAUUGAAGGGUCUUCCUUCUAUGGUGUUUUUGAAUUCUUUUCAUAUAUUUGACAAUAAUCGUCCCGUGCCUCCCAACGUUGUAUAUUUAGGAGCAUUGCAUCUAAUACCUGUGAAGGAACUUCCACAGGACCUAAAACAAUAUCUGGAUAACUCCAAACAUGGCGUGGUGUACGUCAGCUUGGAAACUAACGUGCAUCCAUCGUUGAUGGAAAAGGAUUUUCUUGACGCAUUUUUGAACGCCUUCAGACAGAUACCUUAUGAUAUUUUAUGGAAAUUUGACGGAGAUAAUCUUGAAAAUGUUCCAGAUAAUGUAAGGAUACAGAAAUGGUUUCCGCAGAGGGAUUUAUUAGUACAUCCUAAAAUAGUAUUAUUCGUCACGCAAGGCGGUCUCCAGUCCACUGACGAGGCCAUAGACGCUGGAGUGCCUCUGGUCGGCAUACCGAUCUUAGGAGACCAAUGGUUUAACGUCCAUAGAUACGAAAAACUAGGAAUUGGAGUGGAAUUGGAUUCUUACACUCUCACUGCUGAUGAUAUUGUGAAGGGAGUGAACACUGUUGCUGGUGAUAACAGGUUCAGGCAAAAUAUAAAGAAGUUGAAGUCUAUUAUGUACGACACGCCGCAGACGCCGCUCGAGCGCGCCGUGUGGUGGACAGAGUACGUGUUGCGACACAAAGGCGCGCAACACCUCAAGUCACCCGCCGCCAACAUGUCCUACGCUGAAUACUUCAUGCUCGACUUUGUGUUGGGUCUUCUUGGGGUCUUCAUUGUAGUCUUAAUUGCCUUAGUAUUUAUAAUAAAAUUUGUUGUAAAUUUAUUUAAAUCUGAUAAGGGUAGUAAAUUAAAACUAAAUUAAU